UACAAAGUCUUCUCUUUUUUUUUUUUUUAUUUUUUUUCCUUCUUCUCCUCUCAUUUUCACUCUUAUUUUUUUUUUUUUACUCUCACUCACAUUCAUUCUCACACAUAUUUUUUGUCUCUCCUUUCUAUAUAUUUUUUUUUGUCUAUUAUGACUAUUGUAACAACAACAAGAACUAGACAACAAACUCUCAACCAACGACGAUCAUCUCUUCAAAUAGUGGCAUCAUCAAUCCCUGUAGAUAAUGCAACGAAUAGUCCUAUAGAUUCUUCACAUACAACUUUGUACAAUACUUCGUUACCGUCUUUACGACUCGAUACCAUUAGAACUUCCAUCCUCGAUGCCCUAUGUGUGUCUACACUUUAUUUAAUUCAUUUUAUCUAUAUUGCCUACAUUGCUCAACAAACGUUACGUACUUGUAUUGUUCAUGGAUGGCGAAGAUAUAGAUUUCAACUGCAAUACAACAACAACAACAGUUCAUUAUUAUCUUCCAACAAACAAAAAGAUAUGAUCACCUUAUUGAAAUACGACAGAUCACAACUUACAAAGAUCCCUCACCAUGUAGGUAUUACGGUGUCUAGUGAACUAGUAUUUGAACGGUCGGAAGAAGAUUGGAAUAGGAUUAUCUUUGAUCUAUGUCAAGUAUGCUGUUGGGCUUGGGAAAUGGGAAUCAAGGAAGUGUCAGUACUGGAUGCUUCGGGUGUUUUGAAAAAUAUGGCAAUUGAUAUUUACAAGCAACAAUCAAUGACUUUACAUGAAUGGAAACAACAACACUCUUCUUCUUCUUGUUUGAUGCAAAAUGAUUUUCGAUUCAAGAUCCUAUCUUUGGAGGACACCCAAACACAAAUAGUUCAAGCAACUCAAAAAGUAUUCAAGCAUAUUCAAUACAAUAAAACGACAUCCAUUGAUAUCAAUCUAGUGAAUGAAUUUAUGCAAGAAGACUUAUCGGACCCUGAUCUUAUGAUUGUUUACGAUGGAUUACCGCAUCAAUAUGUAUCUAUAGAUGGUUAUUCUCCCUGGCAUAUUCGAUUGACAGAGUUUGUAAAUGCGACAGCCUAUCAUCGGUUGGAUUAUAUAUUGUUUUCAUCUUGUCUUUAUCAAUAUUCAAAAGUAGAACAACGAUUUGGCCAUUAGUGUAGUGUAGUCAUAUGCAUCUUUUUUUUUUGUUAUUAUUAUUCUUCAUCAUUUCAAACAUCAACAACCUUUUUUAUUUUUAUUAUUAUCCUUCAUCAUCAUCCAUAGUAGUAUGAUUAUUUUAUACCUCCUCCUGUCUUUCAUCAUUCUCCUCUUUUAUAUAUACAUUUUGUUCCUUCUUUAUCGUACUUAUUAGACAUUUAAAAUGAUAAUAAACAUUCACUUCAAACCUA
Molecule: messenger RNA, 1364 nt
Organism: Halteromyces radiatus
Lineage: Eukaryota; Fungi; Mucoromycota; Mucoromycetes; Mucorales; Cunninghamellaceae
Exons: 4
Coding region: 148-1131 (327 amino acids)
Cellular component (GO): endoplasmic reticulum membrane; dehydrodolichyl diphosphate synthase complex
Molecular function (GO): ditrans,polycis-polyprenyl diphosphate synthase [(2E,6E)-farnesyl diphosphate specific] activity
Source: RefSeq, a predicted model, not a curated record